GUACUUAAUUUAAUUAAGUUGGAAUAUCAAAGUUUGAUCAGCGAUCGGGUGUUCAGCUGUACUUAUUGUUAGUUGGCGAAGAGGAGUGCACGCAUAUAUAGCCAAAUCCUAUGAGUUGUACUUCACUGCAUUUAUUAUAAAUACAUAUGAUAUUAAUACAUAUGUGCUUAACGUAUAUGUAUAGUCUGUAGUGUCCUGGAUAAAACUCACUCAGCAAGAAUUGACCAUCAUCAUUUCAACUUUUGAACCCAUGUGUAGUAAAUAGCUACCAGUCAUCAGCCUCUGGUCCAGCCUUCACUUUCAUGUCAUUCAAUAUUAACUAGUUCCAGAAUCUGCGGUAAAAUAGCUCCUGCUAACAACAUUUAUUUAUUUUACGUAUUUUAUCUAGCGCAUUUAAAAUUUUUAGCAAAAUGCCUGGAGUUGUCCCUAAUGAGGGGCCAAGUGUUUGCAUCAUAGGAGCUGGAUUCUCCGGCCUUUGUGGAGCAAUCAAACUGAUUCAAGAAGUGGGAACAACCAACUUUGAGAUAUUUGAAAUGAACAAAGACAUCGGAGGAACUUGGCUUUGCAACACAUAUCCUGGAUGUGCAUGUGACAUCCCAAUCCACUCGUACUGCUUCUCAUUUGAGAAGAGAGCAGACUGGAGAGCACAGUAUGCCACGAACAAGGAGAUUUUCAAAUAUCUGCAGGAAGUAUCGUCCAAAUAUGAUUUGUACUCCAAAAUACGAUUUGAACAUUGUAUACAGCGACUACAAUGGGACAACGAAUUGCAAGCGUGGCUAGUCACCAUACAAAAUAAUCGUGGAACCGUUAUAACAAAAAAAUUUGACAUCGUGAUUAGUGCAACCGGAUCAAUUAGACUGCCAAAAAUUCCCGAGCAGUUUAAAAACUUCAAGGGACCAAUUUUACACACUGCAAAAUGGGACGAGUCUGUGGACCUGAUAAAUCGUCGAGUAGCCGUAGUUGGGACUGGAGCUAGCGGAAUACAAGUGAUUCCUCAAGUUUCUAAAUAUGCCACAGACCUAUUUGUCUUCCAGAGGAAACCGUCCUGGAUUUUUCCAAAGAUAGAUUUUGAGUUUGGAAGAAUAACCAAAUUUUUAUUUCGGUACAUUCCGUUCCUUUUAACCCUGUAUCAUAUGGUAUUAUUCUUUUUAAUGGAACUAGUGUGGUACGCCAUGCGAAAAAACUCGUGGGCAUCAAAACAAGCGACAAAGGUUUGCAACGCAUUCAGAAAAAAACAGUUGGGAAAACGUAAAGAUUUGUACGAUAAGUUAACUCCGGCUUACGACUUUGGGUGUCAGCGCACCGCAUUUGCGUCGGACUAUUAUCCUGUGUUCACUAAGGCAAACACGUCUCUGAUUACUGAAAAAAUUGACUCGGUCACAACAGACUCCAUAAUCACUGGAGAUGGCAGCAAAUAUGAAAUCGAUGCAAUCGUCUUGGCGACUGGAUUUCGAAUUACAGAUUAUUUUGCUCCAAUGGAAAUUAUUGACAAGAACGGUGAUAACGUGUUGCCGCAGUGGAAGAAAGAUGCACCAUCGCUUUUUUUAGGCAUAGCCAGUCAUAACCUGCCUAACUUGUUCAUACUUUAUGGACCGAAUACAUCCACUGGUCACAACAGCGUUGUGCUAACCGUUGAAAUGCAGAUGGAAUGGGUUGUAUCCUGCUUACGAAAAAUGAUUGAUCGAAAAGCAAAAGUUGUAUCAAUCAAUGAAUCCGCAGUUCGAAAUUAUAUGAAACAACUACGAGACCAGUUUCGCCUAAUGGUUUGGGAUGCAUCGCUAUGUUCGCCUUGGUAUACGGAUGAACUUGGGAGAAACGUGUCAAUAUAUCCAUGGCAGUUGUCCCAUUUCUCCAAACAAGUCAGAACAUUCAACUACAAUCAAUUAGACUUUCAAUGAAAAACGAGACAUGUUUAAAUUUGAACACUAAAUGAAUAUCGCUAAAUGAUUAAUGACACCACAAGCAAAACAUGUCACAUGCAACCAUAAUAGCAUUUAAAACUUGGGGAAUAAAUUAUCAAAACUUAA
Molecule: messenger RNA, 2027 nt
Organism: Folsomia candida
Lineage: Eukaryota; Metazoa; Arthropoda; Collembola; Entomobryomorpha; Isotomidae
Product: baeyer-Villiger monooxygenase
Exons: 8
Coding region: 411-1898 (495 amino acids)
Molecular function (GO): N,N-dimethylaniline monooxygenase activity; NADP binding; flavin adenine dinucleotide binding
Source: RefSeq, a predicted model, not a curated record